AUGCCCUGGGCGGACAACAACUUUGACUGAGUUCGCGCCAAAGUGCAGUAUCCCAGUCUCCUCGCAUGGUCACGUCGACACUCCCGCUCCCGUAAAUUUGACCUUCUGACCGGCAAACUAACUCCCUGACGCGAACGGCUGAGCUGGGAACGGCUGAGCCAGGCGACCGCCGGUCAUGGAUGUGAAGUCAAGACGAGGGCAAGGAUCAAAAACCUAGGCUAUCGGGAUGUGGGCUGUUGACCACCAGGAAACCUGCAAAACAACAGACCGAAAGAAGCGCUUGGAAGCUACUGUGGGGAGCCACCACAAGUCUCGAACCAGCCAAACUGCCGAUCAAGCUGCGACCAGCCACCACAUCCAAGUGAUAGGCAUGUUAACAGUGCAUGCUAACAGUAAUACCGGUCCACGAGACCACACAAGUCGCACGGCUGGGCCGUCGGGUUUACAUGUGAACAGCACAGCGGGAAACGGCGAGGGCGAGCGAUGCUUUGCCCUUAUCGAACAGGGCUUGUUUACAGUGCUCCCUUAGACUGCACGAGGUGUGCAGACCCUAUCUGUCGCACCAACACCCUUUUUUCAUGUCCAGCGCCUUCCCACAAAAUACGCUAAUGUGGCCUCGGCUAGGCUGGCAACGGAUAAGCAGUGAGUAGAUAGGCGCAGGAUAUGCGCAUGGAAAAACUUGGUGUUAAGGUUCUCAGGGAGUCUGACCUUCCGCCCACCUGAUAAACGAGCACCAGUCGCACCAGUCGCACGUUCAACUGCAGCUUCCAUCCGGCUACAUGCAACUUCCCUGGCCGCUGCAACCCUCCAUCCGCCGACACGCCCUCGCCGCUAAUCCCACCCCUGCCCGCCGCCUCCGGAUAUCUGCCAUCCAAUUUCAACCACCGCCCGUUGUGCGCCUGCCUGUGGUUCAACAGCCGUCCUGGGCCCUUCGAGCCGCCUGGGCUUGCGCACGCCCGUCCAUCCUGGUCGGAUGUGUUGCGCGCCUUCCCCGGCCUGUUGCUCGUGUCACUUUCGCUGUCUUCUCCACCGAUAUCGUAAAUAAAUAGCCCUAUCCACGGGCAACCCUGCUCCUGCCACUGCGCUUGUAGACCACACCUCCUUCCUUCUCGUUUCCGCCCAGUGCUGGGAAUUGUCUUGUCCUGUCGUCGCUGCUCGGCGGCUGGGCAGAUAUAAAUCCGAGACGACCAGCCGACGAAAAGCUGCACCCUCGCAGACACAUCGACCGUAAGGAGGCAAACCAAAAGAUACGAAAAUGGGUCUGACAAGACAGAGAUACACUCGCAACCCUGACGACUUUCCGGCUGUCCAGCUCUUCUUACUUGCCAUCGUCCGUCUUGCGGAGCCCAUUGCCCUAACCUCCAUCUUCCCCUACGCCUGGGCCUUGGUCAAGCGCUUCAAGAUCGGCAACGAGCAAGAUGCCUCGUUCCACGCCGGCCUGCUUAUCUCGAGCUUCUCGCUCGCCGAGGCCUGCAUGGGCAUGUACUGGGGCGGCCUCUCGGAUAGGAUAGGCCGCAAGCCCGUCCUGCUCUUGGGCUGCAUCGGCACCAUGUUCAGCAUGGUGGCGGUCGGAUUUGCAUCCAACAUUUGGGUGGCGCUCGCCGGCCGCGCUAUUGGCGGGUUUCUCAACGGCAACAUCGGUGUCAUCCAGACCAUGGUCGGCGAGUUAGUGACCAAGCCAGAGCACGAGCCUCGUGCCUACUCAAUCAUGCCCUUCGUCUGGAGCAUCGGCACCAUUAUUGGGCCCGCCAUCGGCGGCACCUUUGCCGACCCCAACGAGGCGUUUCCGGAUCUGUUCCCCAAGGGCUCUCUCUUUGACGAGUUCCCCUACCUCCUCCCGAACCUCAUCUGCGCCCUGCUGCUCCUGGUUAGCAUCGUGCUGGGCUACUUCCUACUGGAGGAGACGCACCCCGACAUGCAGCCCCGCGUGCUAAUGCCCGACGACACUUACGUCUCGGAUGAGACACCGCUGAUGGAGACGUCGGACGCACUGAAGCGGCCGGCCGUCGACCUGCGGGCCGAGACGUACGGCACCUUCCAGGCGAGGCGGGGCAGCGACGCCUCGACCAUGGGCGGGAGCGGCAGGGCGGCGGUGGUGGCGGUCAUGAGGCAGGAGAAGGGCCACAAGAAGCAGCAGGACGGUUCCUCGCACAGCGUCUUUGACAAGCGCAUCAUGGCCAUCAUCCUAUCGCUGUCCAUCUUCACAUACCACUCCAUGACGUAUGACCACCUCCUACCCAUCUUCCUCGAGGACGAGCGCGCCCAGCCCCUGGGCGUCCUGUCGGCCCUCGGAUCACUCCUCCCGGGCAUGCUGUACUCGCCCGGCGGGCUGGGCCUGUCGCUGCGGGCGGUGGGCAUGAUCAUGGCGGUCAACGGCGCCAUCGCGCUCUUCAUUCAGGCCGUCGUGUUCCCCGUGGCGGCCGAGCGGCUAGGCGUGUACCGGCUGUUUGUGGCUGUCAUGCUGCUACACCCCAUCGUGUACGUCGUCGUGCCGCUGCUACUACUGGUGCCCGAUUCGCUGCUGUUCCCGGCCAUCUAUGCGUGCCUAUCGGUCCGCAACCUCUUCUCGAUCCUGGCCUACCCGCUACUGCUGAUCCUGAUCAAGGAGGCGACGCCGGGCCUGUCGAUGCUGGGCAAGGUCAACGGCCUGGCCGCCAGCGCCGGCGCCGCCUGCCGCAUGGUGGCGCCGCCCGUGGCCGGCUACCUGUACACGGUUGGCAGCCAGAUGGACUGCACGGCGCUGGCCUGGUGGGGCAGCGCGCUCGUGGCCGUCUUUGGCGCCGUGCAGUGCUUCUCGGUCAGGCGGCCCGUCGCCCCUGAGGAGGCCAGCGGCGAGGGCGGUGAGAACCCCAAGGAUGGGGACGACGGCACUCGGUGCACACGGGUGACCAUCGAUGAGGUUCCGGACGAGGAGUAAUCUAACGAACGACUGACUAUGACCCACGACCCUACGACCCUACGACCUAAAACUACACCAACAUGGCUACAAGAUGGCCGGACGCACACACGAGGAUUAGCUUACGACAUUUGCUCGGCGAUGACGGCGCUGAAGGAGUUGAGAUUCUAAAAUGGGCUGGCUUUCACUAUUCCUUGCUUUUCUGUUUUGGGAGAAUACAGCAUGCAUGGAAGGGUUUGGGGGCUGCGAGAUGGCAUCCUAUGGACGGUAAUAGAAAGCAAGCGGCAUGAACUCGAGAUAAAUGUGCAUAGAGGCAGUUAAGAUAUGUAAAUGUCAACCGAUACAAAUCAGAUUCAGAACAGACGUCAAC
This is a messenger RNA of Gaeumannomyces tritici R3-111a-1, 3266 nucleotides long. RefSeq lists its product as hypothetical. The transcript is spliced from 3 exons. Lineage: Eukaryota; Fungi; Ascomycota; Sordariomycetes; Magnaporthales; Magnaporthaceae. Bases 1256 to 2917 code for a protein of 553 amino acids. Gene Ontology annotation, molecular function: transmembrane transporter activity. Gene Ontology annotation, biological process: transmembrane transport. The record is from RefSeq and is a predicted model, not a curated record.